AUGACGAACGUAAAGGUCAUAGUUUUGUGCUUGGAUGGUGGGGAAACGAGGAACAAAACGGGCAGCGAGCGAGGUGCCCUCGUGGUACAAAGGAAUGACACAUGCGAGUUCAUGGAUAUUGUCAAAAUGCGUUUGCAAGCCCUUGGGCCCGGCGAAAAGCUGGAACACGCCAAUCAGCUCUCCUACAGGAAGAAGCGCCUUGAUGCGGGCCAUUCGGCGGCCGCCCACCCAAUAAUGCUGGCAAAGAGUGAAGUCGUUGGAUGUGGUGCGGGCGGUUUUGAUCAAGGUGAAAAGCUCCACGUCGGGCGGCACAUGCAAGUCUGCCUCGAACACUUCCAAGUCUUUCAUGCGAGUCAAAGCAUUGUUGAAGUUGCUGAAGCGAAGAUGCGAUUUGGCAAAGCCCGAGUAGAGCCGGGGCAAAUGGAACGCCACGUUGACAUCUACAGGCGGGCAAACAUGCUGCAACUCGAUAAUGGACGGAAGAUGGGUCGACACCAAGUGGAUGGGCUCGGCCAAAAAAUAAAACUCGUUGUGGCCGCUUGUGUUGCACACGGCGCCAUUUUGGAAGCAAAAGAGGUCGACGAGGCGAAAGACGCCCGCGCGCGCGCCCGUUUCGAGCAUCACCGAGAGCCAACAGUGGUUGACUACAAAGUGGUCGGAAUGGUAGAACUCGUUUGGUUUUUUCCAGAAUCCCACAACCACCUCGGCCGGAAUCCGCAACGCCUCAAGCAAUUUCUUGAACAAGUAGUUGAGCUGGAAAAUGGUGGCUGCGCCCUUUUCCAUCACCUCGGAAAGGCGCGGUUUCGCGAGCAGAAUGCGUUCGGGCUCCUCGAUUAUACGGAACUGGCACAAGUGCAAAAGAAGCGCGCGCACCAUAUCGACGCGCGAGGCGCCGAAUUUCACGCUCACGGCAGAGAUCACAUCAUUGAAGUCGGUCGAACGCGGAUACUUGGCGGCAAAAUCAGCCACUUUGCGCUUGUUGGGCGUCGGUGGCGCCUGCGGAUGCUCGCCAAAUGUCUCACUGACAUUUAUUGGCGUGACAUACUCGAGCGGCUUGACGAUGAAAUUGGGUUCGGCGCGCGCGAGUCGCCGAGUGCGCAUCUGCUUGUCUUGGGUCGAGAGCGUGUUGGCGCGAUUGAGCGCCGUUUUCACCGCGCGCCAUUCGUCGCCCGCACUGAGCCGCUGUUCAAGCAAGUUCUCUGCGCUUUUGCGCCGAAGCAUUUUGAAAAGGCGCGGCCGGUCAUCUUCGGGCGCUUCAUACUUGUGUCGCAUGAACGAGCCGGCGCUGGUGGCACUGAGCUCGGACAAGUUGAGCACGUCGCUCUGGAGAGAUUUGAGCGACGACUUGAGUUCUGA
Clavispora lusitaniae ATCC 42720 is the source of this 1356-nucleotide messenger RNA. The record is from RefSeq and is a predicted model, not a curated record. NCBI's taxonomy places the organism in Eukaryota, Fungi, Ascomycota, Pichiomycetes, Serinales, Metschnikowiaceae.